AUGAAUAGAUGCGUUGCUAAUCGAGCUCACAGUCGCCGUCGACCUCAUUCAACCGAUCUGACGCGACACGUACGCAGCGCAGCGAAGGAGCUGGACAACUCGCCAUCACUCUGCAUUGAAUCGUCAUUGGACUGCUUAUUGAACGUUGGGACGAAGUUAAACCUAAACUUAAAAAAUGGAUCAGAACUUACAUAUGGGCCAACCAACACAUGA
Necator americanus (New World hookworm) is the source of this 213-nucleotide messenger RNA. RefSeq lists its product as uncharacterized. The coding region runs from base 1 to 213 and encodes 70 amino acids. The record is from RefSeq and is a predicted model, not a curated record. Lineage: Eukaryota; Metazoa; Nematoda; Chromadorea; Rhabditida; Ancylostomatidae. The transcript is spliced from 3 exons.